Molecule: messenger RNA, 552 nt
Organism: Vicia faba (fava bean)
Lineage: Eukaryota; Viridiplantae; Streptophyta; Magnoliopsida; Fabales; Fabaceae
Source: the annotation of a GenBank genome assembly
AUGGCAUCUGAAACUGAAGUACCCCAACAUUAUUCUCUGUACAACAUGAUAAGAAGAGUUAGAGACAUGGCAUAUGAACUUUCCUAUUUGUUUGAAAGAAUGAUAAGAACAAGAGACAUGUUGUCUCUGUUCUUUCCCUUCAUGUCUCGUCUUUUUGAUUUGUCAAUUCGAAGAAACACAGACGACGACCCAGAUCAAGAAUUGUCAAGUAACGUUGAUUCCAACCGUCAAAUAAUCAUCUUGGUGAACCCUUCUACACGGCGCGUGGUUUUAAUCGAAGGAGUUUCAAAUCUUGAAGCUUUGUUUCAUGAGCUUGGAAGUACUACAAAUAAUGGUCAACCACCAGCUUCAACAAAGUCAAUAGAAACGAUGAAAAGGGUUGAAGUUUUUGAAGGUGAAGAUCGAGAGUGUGUUGUUUGUUUGGAACAAUUUGAGGUUGAUGGAGUUGUUAAAGAAAUGCCUUGUAAGCAUAGGUUUCAUGGUAACUGUAUUGAGAAGUGGUUAAGGAUUCAUGGAUCUUGUCCUGUUUGUAGGUAUCAUAUGCCUAUUUGA